Messenger RNA from Arabidopsis arenosa, 566 nucleotides. The record is from the annotation of a GenBank genome assembly. NCBI's taxonomy places the organism in Eukaryota, Viridiplantae, Streptophyta, Magnoliopsida, Brassicales, Brassicaceae.
GUUUCUUCUCCAGAUUUAGGGUUUUCUCUUCGUUUCGGCUCGGUCCAAGAACCAAGAUCGCAAGGCUUCAAGAUGCCGUCGCACAAGUCGUUCAUGAUUAAGAAGAAACUAGCGAAGAAAAUGAGGCAAAACAGGCCUAUUCCUCACUGGAUUCGUCUUCGUACCGACAACACCAUCAGGUACAAUGCUAAGCGUAGGCAUUGGCGCAGAACCAAGCUUGGAUUCUAAGAGGUUACAUUUGCUUAUUGUGAAAGCUUUGUUCUUUCUUAAAAGACUUUGUUUUUUUUUUGUUUGGUUUUAGUGUUUCAUCAGUUUUGAUUGUUGACAUUUGUGUAAGACAAUCUUUAAUCAUUUAUGUUUUCAAAUUUCCUAUCGAAGAGUACUUAUUUUAGUAACACUGUGGUUUUCACUAGUUUUAAGGUUUGGAAUUGACUUUUGUUCAUCUUGUUUUAUGGGUUCAUUGCUCUCAAUCAGUAGAACCAAGUGUGUUAUAUCAUCCGAACCAAGUACUUGAGGUUUUGAGGUUUAUAGAAGUGUUGAUGAGGUAAUGAAUGAACUGCUAAUUA